AUGCUCGUGUCGGGCUUCGCGUCGGCGCCGUUCCUCUCGGCGCUCGUGCUCGGCCCGCUGCUGGCGCUGCUGCUAGCGGCGUACCCGGCGCUCGUCGUGCUCAGCCCCGAGCUCGUGCACGCGCGCGGCGACGAGCUGCGCUGGCGCUCGCCGUGGGGCGACGGGCUGCUCCCAGUCAUCGGCGACGCGCCCACAGUGCAGCUGAGCAUCGUCGUGCCGGCAUACAACGAGGCGGCGCGCCUGCCCAAGAUGCUCGACGAGACGCUCGCGGCGCUGGCGUCGCGCGAGCCGCUGGUCGGCGGAGAAGCCACAGGUGAAGCGUCUGCUGCAGUCACGCUCGACGAGGCGCUGUCGGGCGCCUUGGACACCGUCGAGGUGCUCGUUGUCGACGACGGCAGCAGUGACGGGACGGCUGAGGUGGUGCUGGCGCAUGCCCGCGAGCACAAGGAGCAGUGGGGCCGCACCGAGUGCCGGGUGGUGCGCCUGGCACGCAACCGCGGCAAGGGCGGCGCCGUGAGGCAUGGCGUGCUGCAUGCCCGCGGCGCGCUCAUCCUCUUCGCCGACGCCGACGGCGCGACGACGUUCUCGGCGCUGCGCCCGCUCGCGCAGGAGCUCGCACGGAUCCGCACGCCGGCCGGCCACGGCAUUGCCGUCGGCUCGCGCGCGCACCUGGUCGGCAGCGAGGCCGUCGUCAAGCGAUCGUUUGUGCGCAACUUCCUCAUGCACGGCUUCCACCUCUUCCUCUCGCUGCUGCUCCGCCCGCCGUCGCCGCAGGCCCUCCUCGCGCGCUACCUGCCAGUCAAGGCCACGCACACGGCGCUGCCCGCGCAGCCGCUCAUCCAGGACACGCAGUGCGGCUUCAAGCUCUUCACGCGCGCGAGCGCCCGCACCGCCUUCGAGGGCAUGCACAUCAACCGCUGGAUCUUCGACGUCGAGGCGCUGCUGCGCGCCGAGAUGGCGAGCCAGACGGCGCUGCGGCGCGUCGCCCUCCGCGGCGGCAUGGCGGCCGUCCGCGCCAAGGAAGCCACUGGAAAGAGCGCCGAGGUGGGCACUGACAGCGCCGAAGAUCCACUGCUGCUCCUGCCCCUGCCGAUCGCCGAGGUGCCCGUCGAGUGGACGGAAGUCGACGGCUCCAAGAUCGACCUGCUCAAGGACUCCGUCGGCAUGGCGCUCGACCUGCUCGUCAUCCGCGCCAACUACGCGCUGGGCCGCUGGCCGCGCCCGCCGCCGGCUCGCGUCGACGCCGCCGAGACCUGUGCACGCUAA
This is a messenger RNA of Tilletiopsis washingtonensis, 1266 nucleotides long. RefSeq lists its product as hypothetical. NCBI's taxonomy places the organism in Eukaryota, Fungi, Basidiomycota, Exobasidiomycetes, Entylomatales. Gene Ontology annotation, cellular component: endoplasmic reticulum membrane. The record is from RefSeq and is a predicted model, not a curated record. The coding region runs from base 1 to 1266 and encodes 421 amino acids. The transcript is spliced from 3 exons.